Molecule: messenger RNA, 2001 nt
Organism: Hipposideros armiger (great roundleaf bat)
Lineage: Eukaryota; Metazoa; Chordata; Mammalia; Chiroptera; Hipposideridae
Gene: SLC46A1
Product: solute carrier family 46 member 1
Exons: 5
Coding region: 78-1439 (453 amino acids)
Biological process (GO): transmembrane transport
Cellular component (GO): plasma membrane
Molecular function (GO): transmembrane transporter activity
Source: RefSeq, a predicted model, not a curated record
ACUUUUAAAAAUAUACUUCGGACGCAAGCGCAGAAAGCCCCGCGGUUCGCCUCGCAGCACCCCUGACGUGCACGCGCAUGGAGGGGCGCCCGAGCCCCCUGGGCGAACCCCAUGUCCAUCCCGCGGCUAAGGUGCUGUGCCGUGGCCCCGUGGAGCCGCUCGUCUUCCUUGCCAACUUCGCCUUGGUCCUGCAGGGCCCGCUCACCACGCAGUAUCUAUGGUACCGCUUCAGUGCUGACCUCGGCUACAAUGGCACCCGCGACCGCGGUAGCUGCCGCAACCACAGCGUGAACCCCACCAUGCAGGAAGUGGAGACCCUUACUUCCCACUGGACCCUCUACAUGAACUUGGGCGGCUUCCUGGUGGGCCUCUUCUCAUCUACCCUGCUGGGUGCUUGGAGUGACUGUGUGGGCCGCCGCCCGCUGCUGGUGCUGGCCUCUCUGGGUCUGUUGCUCCAGGCUCUGGUGUCCAUCUUUGUGGUGCAGUUGCAGCUACACGUUGGCUACUUCGUUCUGGGCCGCAUCCUUUGUGCCCUCUUUGGCGACUUCAGUGGCCUCCUGGCUGCUAGCUUUGCCUCCGUGGCAGAUGUCAGCUCCAACAACAGCCGAACCAUCCGAAUGGCCCUGCUGGAAGCAUGCAUCGGGGUGGCAGGGAUGCUGGCGAGCCUCCUUGGGGGCCACUGGCUCCAGGCCCAGGGUUAUGCCAACCCCUUCUGGCUGGCCUUAGCCUUGCUGAUAGCCAUGACUCUCUACGCUGCUUUCUUCUUUGGGGAGACGAUGAAGGAGCCAACACCUGCCCGACUCUUCACGCUCCGUCACCACCGAUCCAUUGUCCAGCUCUACAUGGCUCCAGCCCCGGAGAAGUCCAGGAAGCAUUUAGCCCUGUACUCACUGGUCAUCUUUGUGGUGAUCACUGUGCACUUUGGGGCCCAGGAUAUCCUGACCAUCUAUGAGCUGAGCAAACCCCUGUGCUGGGACUCCAAGUUGAUUGGCUACGGUUCUGCAGCUGGGCACCUCCAGUACCUCAGCAGCCUGCUGGGCCUGCGGCUCCUGCAAUCCUGCCUGGCUGACGCCUGGGUGGCCGAGAUUGGCUUGGCCUUUAACAUCUUGGGGAUGGUGGUCUUUGCGUUCGCUACCAUCACACCCCUCAUGUUCACAGGGUACGGGCUCCUCUUCCUGUCAUUAGUCAUCACACCCAUUGUCCGGGCCAAGCUCUCCAGGCUGGUGAGGAAGUCAGAGCAGGGUGCUCUCUUUUCUGCUGUGGCCUGUGUGAAUGGCUUAGCCAUGAUGACGGCUUCUGGCAUCUUCAACUCGCUCUACCCAGCCACCCUGAACUUCAUGAAGGGGUUCCCUUUCCUCUUGGGAGCUGGCCUCCUCUUCAUCCCGGCCAUUCUGAUUGGGAUGCUGGAGAAAACUAAUCCUCACCCUGAAUUCCUGUAGCUUCCCCAGAGCCCCUGAUCUGCCUGGAUCAGAGGACAGAGGGCAAGAGGAGCGAAAUGAGCACUAACCAACUGGAAGUAUACACCUUGGACCCCACCCACAGCAGCACCAGCAGCUCCCCUCAAAGGCAGCGUUCACCUUGGAUAAGGUGGUCCCCACCUCAUCCAGAGCUGUGUCAGCCUAAGACUCGAGGAUCUAUCACUGUAACCCAGACCGUCUGACUCCAGGGCAGGCAGUGGGGGAGCCAUUUGGAACAGGGGUCUGUUUACACUUUAUGCCAUCAAUCACACUGAACCCUCCAGGGGAGAGGAGAGGUUCUGCUGGAAGUGAUGCCUCAGGAAAGCGUGAGGGCUGGCGUCUCUGCUUCCAACCCAAACUACACAGCUCACAGUGCGCAGUUUGUGGUGUGCAGCCCCCAGUCAUUCCUUAACGAUGAAUACUUUGAGGGGAGGAAGGGUUGGGGAGUGGAGGGAGGUUGGUAUUGACUCUAGGUGGAAUCAACCCCCUGGGCUUAGCAGUGCCAAUCAUAAUAAAUAAAGCAGUAUAAACACACUGAAAUGAA